This is a messenger RNA of Penicillium odoratum, 237 nucleotides long. RefSeq lists its product as uncharacterized. The record is from RefSeq and is a predicted model, not a curated record. Bases 1 to 237 code for a protein of 78 amino acids. NCBI's taxonomy places the organism in Eukaryota, Fungi, Ascomycota, Eurotiomycetes, Eurotiales, Aspergillaceae. The transcript has 2 exons.
AUGUCUGCCAGGCUUGCAGGAGGCGAAAGUUGGGAUGCGACGGGAAGUCACCUGAAUGUGGUCAAUGUAUAUUUUCAGGACUCAGAUGUGAUGGCUACCCAACAGACUGGAAAUUUCUGGAACACAAUGCCUCGAAGUCUUCAAAUCGAAGACGAGACAAAGCAAACCCAGUGGAAACCAAAACAGCAGCGUCACUCGUUAGCCAACAAUUACACGCAAUUUCAGCUGGACCCCUAA